AUGGCUCCAAAUGAAGUUCCUCAAUAUUUCGGGAUUGUUCAAUUGCUUCAACAUUUUGGGUGGAAAUGGAUUGGGCUCUUUGCUGCUGACACAGAGAGUGGAGAACAUUUUUUGCAGAAAUUGGAUCCCUUGUUCUCUGAGCAGGGAAUCUGCUUAGCUUUCACACAAAGAUUUCCCAAAUUAUUACGUUUGGAUGACUUGGGCAUGUUUAGUGAAAUAAUGAUUAAUUUUUAUACACAUUUUGCAGAUGUUAAAGCAAAUGCAUAUAUCAUUUAUGGAGAAUCUUUGACAUUAAUGUGGUUUACAGCUUUCAUAUUUCUCUGGGAUCCUGAGACUAAGGACAAUAUAUCUUUAAGUAAGGUGUGGAUUACUACAAGCCAAAUUGAUUUCAUGCUCACAGGAGCCCAAAAAGAUUGGAAUCUCCAAGGUUUCGAUGGGGCCAUUUCCUUUCAAAUCCAUUCAAGUGAAAAUCUAGAAUUUGAGGAAUUUCUUCAGUCCAUAAAAUCAUAUUCAAGGCACAGAGAUGGAUUUCGAAAACAUUUUUGGGAGCAAGCGUUUGAUUGUUUCUUUCCUAAUUCUGAAUUGUCUUCAAUGGGAAGUAAAAAAUGCACUGGUGAAGAAAACCUGGACAGUCUUUCUGCACCUCUCUUUGAAAUGCAAAUGACUGGUCAUAGUUAUAGUAUCUAUAAUGGAGUUUAUGCAGUGGCUCAUUCUCUGCAUGGACUAUUAUCAAAGAGCUCCAAUGAGAAAAAAAUCUUCACAGGUAAAAGAGUUGAAUCUCUGGAACUUCAGCCUUUUAAGCUCCAUCCAUUUUUUCAAGGCAUUUCUUUCAACAACUCAGCAGGAAGGAUGGUGUUCUUUAGUGAGAAGAGGAAAGUUGCAGGAGAAUUUGACAUCAUCAAUAUAAUUGUGUUUCCAAACAACUCCAUCCGGAGGGUGAAAGUUGGAAGACUAGAUCCUGAUGCAUGUUAUGGAAAUAAAUUGAUCAUUAAUGGAAAUUUAAUUAAGUGGAACAAAGGCUUUAAUCAGGUUGUUCCACUUUCUCUGUGUAAUGAAUACUGUCACCCUGGAUAUUGGAAGAGAAAAUCUGAAGAGAAAAGUUUUUGCUGCUACGACUGUGUUUCAUGCCCACAGGGGAAGAUUUCAAUCAAGAUAGAUACAGAAGAUUGUUCCAGAUGUCUUGAGGAUCAGUAUCCAAGCAAGGAUCAAGAUCGAUGCCUUAACAAAACAAUGAGUUUCCUUUCCCUUAAAGAACCUUUAGGGAUCAGUCUGGCCUCAGCUGCUGUUUCCUUCUCCCUCAUGACAACCAGUGUGCUUGGAAUUUUCCUUAAGCGUAGAGAUACUCCAAUUGUCAAGGCCAACAACCGGGAUCUCACUUACACUCUCCUUAUUGCCCUUUUACUAUGCUUUUUAUCUUCCUUGUUAUUCCUUGGUCAACCAGGAAAAGUAACCUGCCUUCUACGUCAACCAGCAUUUGGCAUCAUCUUCUCAGCUGCUGUUUCUUGUGUAUUAGCUAAAACUAUUACUGUGGUUGUAGCUUUCAUGGCUACUAAGCCAGGUUCCUCAGUGAGAAAAUGGAUGGGGAAAAGAUUGGCCCUUUCCAUUGUCCUUUCUUGUUCUCUUAUUCAAGCAGGUCUUGGCAUCUUGUGGUUGGCAACCUCUCCUCCAUUCCCUGAGUUAGACACGCACUCCCUUAUAAAAACCAUAAUUUUGCAAUGCAAUGAAGGCUCCGUCUUCAUGUUCUAUUGUGUUCUGGGCUACCUGAGCUUCUUAGCUAUUGUCAGCUUCAUUGUGGCUUUCCUUGCCCGUAAUUUACCUGACAGCUUUAAUGAAGCCAAAUUCAUCACUUUCAGCAUGUUGAUCUUCUGCAGUGUAUGGAUCUCCUUUAUUCCAACUUAUCAGAGCACCAAAGGAAAAGCCAUGGUGGCUGUAGAGAUCUUCUCCAUUUUGUCCUCCAGUGCUGGAUUAUUGGGAUGUAUCUUUUUCCCAAAAUGCUUCAUCAUAGUGUUGAGGCCAGAACUAAAUAGCAGGCACCAACUAAUCAAAUGA
Messenger RNA from Protobothrops mucrosquamatus (brown spotted pit viper), 2049 nucleotides. RefSeq names its product vomeronasal type-2 receptor 26-like. The coding region runs from base 1 to 2049 and encodes 682 amino acids. Lineage: Eukaryota; Metazoa; Chordata; Lepidosauria; Squamata; Viperidae. Gene Ontology annotation, biological process: G protein-coupled receptor signaling pathway. The record is from RefSeq and is a predicted model, not a curated record. Gene Ontology annotation, cellular component: membrane. The transcript is spliced from 4 exons. Gene Ontology annotation, molecular function: G protein-coupled receptor activity.